UAUCAGUCUUCCUCGGCCUCAGUGUCGUUGUGUCUUUGUUUGCUCUUUUGUAUCCGAGGGAAAAGGUGUGCUGACAAGAGUCACCUGGACUAUUCUCAAUGUCGCGGCAGACCUCGUAUCCUCAGCUCGUCUUAUUUGGGGAUUCGCUUUUCCAGGCCGCUGCCAGUAUAUCAGACGGCUUUUCGUUCCAGACUGCUCUGCAAUCACAGGUCCUCCGCCGGCUCGAUGUCGUCAACCGUGGGCUUUCUGGGUACAACACAUCCAAUGCCCUGAGCGUCUUGCCGCAGCUCUUUACACCGCCAGGACCCGGGGUGCCGCAUCUCAAGUACCUGUUCGUCCUCUUCGGCGCCAAUGAUGCCGCUGUCCAAAUACCUACAAACUUCCAACACGUGCCCCUCGACAAGUACAAAGCCAACCUGAAGCGCAUCAUUACCCACCCCAACAUCACGGCGCACAAGCCCAAGAUCUUUGUCGUGACCCCGCCGCCGCUGGAUGAGAUCCGAGUCACGGAGAUCGACAAAGCCAAUGGGCACCCCGCCGCGCUCAGGCGAACCAAAGUCAGCGCGAGCUACUCCGAGGCCGCGCGGCAGGUGGCUGCCGAGACCCCGGGCGUCACGCUGCUGGACCUGCAAAAGGCGCUGAUGGACAGGGCCAUCGAGAAGACACCGGGUUUCAACCCGGCGGGGCCAGCGCUCGGCGACCCGGAAGGCGGCGUGCGCGGUUACCUCGAGCAUCUGCUCCCGGAUGGCCUCCACCUGAGCGCCGAGUCGUACCGCAUAUUCUACGAACUUGUGCGCCCGCACGUUGAGACCGAGUGGGCCGGAACGCCCGACGAGGACAGAGUCGGAUAUGUGCUGCCCGACUGGCGCGAGGCAUCAUGGCUGGAAGAGGACAGUCACCUCAAGGGGAAAUCUCUGUGAACACAGCAAGCCCUGCGGCUGUGAAGGUGAGUCCAGUGUCUACUACAUGUUGGGACACCCGACAACGCAUUGGCGCAGCUCUCCCAGAGGGGCAGUUAAAUGUAACUCAUGCCUGCGACGAGCCUCAAGCAUAACCUGUCAA
Messenger RNA from Thermothielavioides terrestris NRRL 8126, 1062 nucleotides. RefSeq lists its product as uncharacterized. The record is from RefSeq and is a predicted model, not a curated record. The transcript is spliced from 3 exons. Bases 99 to 920 code for a protein of 273 amino acids. NCBI's taxonomy places the organism in Eukaryota, Fungi, Ascomycota, Sordariomycetes, Sordariales, Chaetomiaceae.